Carassius auratus (goldfish) is the source of this 2402-nucleotide messenger RNA. RefSeq names its product hyaluronan-binding protein 2-like. Bases 67 to 2178 code for a protein of 703 amino acids. The record is from RefSeq and is a predicted model, not a curated record. Gene Ontology annotation, biological process: proteolysis. Gene Ontology annotation, molecular function: calcium ion binding; serine-type endopeptidase activity. NCBI's taxonomy places the organism in Eukaryota, Metazoa, Chordata, Actinopteri, Cypriniformes, Cyprinidae. The transcript is spliced from 16 exons.
UUAUACACAGAGUAAGAUUUCAAGCAGAUCUGCUGUGUGUCACUCCUCCAGAGAACAACGACCAGCAUGAAUCUCAAGCUGUGGCUGCUGCUCCUCUUUCUCUGUGCUCUCAUUAUCCCUGCACAGCUGCACAAAGACAAACAUGAUAAACACGAUAAGCAUGCUGAACGUGCUAAACAUGAGCACCGUGGCAAACAUGGGAGGCCUGGUAAACAUCAUGGAAAGAGAGGCAAAGAAAGAUUGGAGAGCCUGAAGGCUGAGUUUGGCAGCUCAGAUGACUCUGAUGAAGACGAUGAUGCAAACAAGUGGCUAUUUGAGCUUCAAAGUCUCACAGGGAAAUGCAGUCCAAAUCCUUGCCUGAAUGGAGGGGUGUGUGAUGAAAAGAAAAAUCAUUUCAAAUGCAAAUGCCCCAAGCAGUUUGUAGGUAGAAGGUGCGAGAGAGGGAAAAGGGUUUGUAAAAGGGGAACCUGUGGGGCAGGACUUUGUCUUCUGACUUCAUCUCCUCCCUAUUAUAAGUGCAAGUGUAUUCCACCCUUUGCACCACCAAACUGCAAAACACUUUCUCCAUGUGCUCCAAACCCUUGUCAGAAUAAUGGCAAAUGUGUUGAUGAAGACGAUGAUUUUGAAUGCAUUUGUCCAGAUGGUUUCAGUGGGCAAUAUUGUCAAGUCGACCCUGAUGACUGCUAUGAGGGCGAUGGACAGUCAUACAGAGGGAAGGUGUCCGAGACAGAAGAAGGGGAUGAGUGUCUCGACUGGAACUCUGAGUUUCUUCUGGAUAAAGGAUCUUUUCCUGCAGCGGCAUUUGAAUCUAGUGGAGGCCUGGGACCGCAUAACUUCUGCAGAAACCCUGAUGGAGAUAAGAAGCCAUGGUGCUUUGUAAAGAAGAACAGAAGACUUCGAUGGGAUUACUGUGAUGUUAGAAAAUGUCCCACGCCUGCAACCACUACCAGAAAAAUGGUGUCCACCACAGCUGAAGCUCAACCCACCACAAUUGCAUUCACAGACAGUAUUCCACCAAAAGUAACUACUCUUCAACCAACCAUACCAUCUACAACAGCAACCACUACCAGAGAAAUGGUGUCCACCACAGCUGAAGCUCAACCCACCACAAUUGCAUUCACAGACAGUAUUCCACCAGAAGUAACUACUCUUCAACCAACCAUACCAUCUACAACAGUAACCCCUACCAGAGAAAUGGUGUCCACCACAGCUGAAGCUCAACCCACCACAAUUGCAUUCACAGACAGUAUUCCACCAGAAGUAACUACUCUUCAACCAACCAUACCAUCUACAACAGAUGGUAGCAUAACCCCAGAGAGCACCAGUUCAGCCCAAAUAGCCACUACUCCUGUCCCGACAACCCCAUUACCUACGAUCGACGCUUCAACAAAGAGCUUUCUUACCUGUGGAAAACCUAAUCCGAAAAAACAACUUAACCGGAUUUAUGGGGGUCUUAAAGCUAUUCCUGGAGCCCAUCCAUGGCAAGUAUCCGUACAGGUGAAGCCUAAAGGAUCCACCCAACAGUACAGACACAUCUGUGGAGGCACCCUUAUCAAGCCUUGUUGGGUGCUGACUGCUGCCCAUUGUAUUAAUAAAAUAAAUGACUACAGAGUUAUAUUGGGGGGACUAAAUCUGAUACAAAAGGAGCAAACAGAUCAGACCGUACUGGUGGAGGACACCAUCAUCCAUGAGAAGUUCAAGGAAACCGCUGACACCGUCUACAAUGAUAUUGCUCUAUUAAAACUGAAAGUUACUAAUGGAGAAUGUGCAAAGGAAACUCAGUUUGUGAAGGCCGCCUGCUUGCCCAAUGAACCUUUUGCAGAUGGAACAGAAUGCAGCAUUUCUGGAUGGGGAGCCACAGAGACGUCAGAGUAUGGCUCUAUGCAUUUGCUUGAUGCACAGGUUUUGCUGAUUUCUCAGGAGGUUUGUUCAAGCAGUAAAGUAUAUCCUUCUCUGCUGGAUGAUGGCAUGUUUUGCGCUGGUUAUCUCAAGGGAGGAGUGGACUCCUGUCAGGGUGACUCUGGUGGGCCUUUAACCUGUAUGAGAAAUCAAACACACUAUAUCUAUGGUAUAGUGAGCUGGGGAGACGGCUGUGGGGAGAAGAACAAGCCUGGUGUCUAUACCAGAGUCCUUAAAUAUUUGGAUUGGAUCAAUAAAAAAAUUGGUGGGACACAGUAGCAUGUCCAUGAAAGAUUAGCCACAGCCAGUGUUUUCUGUUGUGUAGUCUGAUCUACCGGUAAUGCUUUGUACACAUUAGCAUUGUAGAGUUUCUGAAAGACUUCUGAAAUAAAUGUGUCUCAGUUUCCACAUACAAUUAAGCAUUACAACUGUUUACAACAUUGGUAAUAAUAAAAAAAAAAAUGUCUUGAGCUUCAAAACAUCAUAUCAGAAUGAUUUCUGAA